UGUGCUCACGUUCCUGUCAACUACCUGUUGUGCUCGCUUUAUCCUUUCCAGCAACAUGUCCGGCCGCCAACAGCGUGUGAUGGUACAGCCCAUCAAUGUCAUCUUCAAGAACCUUCAGCAGCGUGUUCCAGUUCAAAUCUGGCUUUACGAUAAUGUGGAAAUGAGAAUAGAAGGCAGAAUUAUUGGCUUCGACGAGUUCAUGAACGUGGUUCUUGAUGAUGCGUCCGAGGUGUUCGUUAGUGAGGAGAGCAAAUCCCCUCGAUCUCUUGGACGAAUCCUGCUAAAAGGCGAUAAUAUCACCCUUAUACAACCAAGUUCCCACUCGUCUAUGGCCUGAACUCGAUCUGGUAGUCCCGUGUCAGUCUACGUGCAGUGUCAUAUCAUCUCUCCUUUGCUCGAGAUGAGGGCUUUUUGGGUGUACGCGAAGUGAUACGCAGCUGGCCUUCGGUAGCUUACAAUACGUCCUCAACUUAGUGUAACACUAUUUACCAUGGCUUUUU
This is a messenger RNA of Dacryopinax primogenitus, 500 nucleotides long. RefSeq names its product LSM-domain-containing protein. The coding region runs from base 56 to 337 and encodes 93 amino acids. Gene Ontology annotation, molecular function: RNA binding. The transcript is spliced from 5 exons. Gene Ontology annotation, biological process: mRNA splicing, via spliceosome; spliceosomal snRNP assembly. NCBI's taxonomy places the organism in Eukaryota, Fungi, Basidiomycota, Dacrymycetes, Dacrymycetales, Dacrymycetaceae. The record is from RefSeq and is a predicted model, not a curated record. Gene Ontology annotation, cellular component: U5 snRNP; U2 snRNP; U4 snRNP.